AUGGCAAGGGGGAAAAGAAGAGUAUCGUCAAGAUCUAAUCUUUUGGCUCUCCCUGAAGAAAUCCUGAUUCAAAUCUUUGUUAGAUUGCCGGUAAAAUCACUAGUGCAAGUGAGGUCAAUCUGCAAAUCAUGGUACUCUCUAAUCACUGAUCGUAGCUUCAUUGAGUCACAUCUCAAACAUCAAACAAGCCCGAGCAACAACAUCUACAGUUCUCUCUUCCUCUUUGGGUACAAACCUGGUUGUGACAUUUACAGUCACUGGCGUUACGCAAUUCGUUAUGAUGAUGAAUCGUUUGGUGAGUAUUUUAAACCGGAGCUUCCAGUACAUAUCAGUUACUUAUCUGUAUGUGGGUCUUGUAAUGGUUUAGUAUGCUUGUCUGGGAGACCGAUAUUUGCAUCAAGAUUGGGAUGGCCCAUAUAUUUAUGGAACCCAGCACUUAGAAGAAUGAAAACCCUCCCCGAACCUCCAAGUCUUGAUCCCACUUUGGGUGCUUUUUAUAGUGUCUAUGUGGCCUUUGGCUUCGAUUACCGUGGUAAUGACUACAAGGUAGUGGAGAUUAUUUGCUUCCCACCAAAAUUAGAUAAGAAUAGUUUGUUCAUAGUUAAUGUUUAUAGUCUAAGCACAGAUUCUUGGAGAAGAAUUAGUGUUGCCUCCCCUUCAUGUAAGAUUUGGAUUGGUGCCCUACCUGAAAUCAUGAAUGGAGCUGCCUAUUGGAUUGCAUCUGUGAAUAUGAAAAGUGAGAACUCUCUUUAUACCCUUUUGCAAUUCGAUUUGGGUGACGAAGUUUUUAGAGAGAUAAUACUGCCAGAUGGUGCUCGGCAUAUACUACCAGAAAUUGCGGUAUUGGGGGAAUCACUCUAUCUUUAUAAUUUUUGGGGGGCUAAAACUUAUCAGUGUGAUGUGUGGACAAUGGAGUGUAGCAAAGUGGGAACUUGGACAAAACGAUUUACAUUUCGUUUUUCGGAUGCCAAUGUGAAUGAUUGGAGUAAGAUAGGCUUUAGAAGGAACGGUGAGAUUCUGCGACUAAAUCACAAAAAUUGUCUGGUGUCUUACAAUCUUGAGAACAAGCAAGCUGAAGAUCUUGGAUUCCAUGCCUGUCGAAUUUCAUUUUUACAUUCUUAUGUGGAGAGCCUUAUUCUACUUCCUAAGGAAGAUUCUUAUUCCACAUGA
Molecule: messenger RNA, 1170 nt
Organism: Cornus florida
Lineage: Eukaryota; Viridiplantae; Streptophyta; Magnoliopsida; Cornales; Cornaceae
Product: F-box/kelch-repeat protein At3g06240-like
Exons: 1
Coding region: 1-1170 (389 amino acids)
Molecular function (GO): protein binding
Source: RefSeq, a predicted model, not a curated record